AGACGGAGUCGCAGGCGGGUGGCGGCGGCUGUGCUUGGUAGUGAGGGCGGGAGGGAGUGAGUCACUGAGCGUGUGUGAGGGAGGGAAGGAGCAAGCGGGCGAGCGAGCAGCCCGCGCCGUUCGCCCGCAGCUCCAGCCAGGCCCCGCCGCCGCCCCGCAGCCCAGCGCCGAGGCCGGGCCGAGCCGAGCUGGGUCGGGCCCGGGCCAUGCUGCUCACCGUGUACUGUGUGCGGAGGGACCUCUCCGAGGUGACCUUUUCCCUCCAGGUCGACGCCGACUUCGAGCUGCACAACUUCCGCGCGCUGUGCGAGCUCGAGUCCGGCAUCCCCGCAGCCGAGAGCCAGAUUGUCUAUGCUGAAAGACCACUCACAGACAACCACAGAUCGCUGGCUUCCUACGGCUUGAAAGAUGGGGACGUUGUGAUUUUACGACAGAAGGAGAACGCCGACCCUCGACCUCCAGUGCAGUUCCCAAACUUACCCCGAAUAGACUUCCGUAGUAUAGCCGUGCCUGGCACGUCAGUCUCCCGGCAGCGCCAGCCACCAGGAGCACAGCAGUCCCACUCAUCUCCUGGAGACAUAGCUUCAUCUCCUCAGGGCUUGGACAAUCCAGCCUUGCUCCGAGACAUGUUACUGGCCAACCCCCAUGAGCUGUCCUUGCUGAAGGAACGCAAUCCGCCCCUGGCAGAUGCUCUGCUCAGUGGAGACCUUGAGAAAUUUUCUAGGGUCCUGGUGGAGCAGCAGCAGGACCGAGCCCGGAGAGAGCAAGAAAGGAUUCGUCUCUUUUCUGCUGACCCUUUUGAUCUUGAAGCUCAGGCAAAAAUAGAAGAAGAUAUAAGGCAACAGAACAUUGAGGAAAACAUGACAAUAGCUAUGGAAGAAGCUCCUGAAAGUUUUGGUCAAGUGGUGAUGCUUUAUAUUAACUGCAAAGUGAAUGGACAUCCUGUGAAAGCCUUUGUUGACUCAGGUGCCCAGAUGACUAUUAUGAGCCAAGCUUGUGCAGAAAGGUGUAAUAUAAUGAGGCUGGUGGACCGUCGGUGGGCAGGGAUCGCCAAAGGAGUGGGCACUCAGAAGAUUAUUGGAAGGGUACAUCUAGCUCAGGUUCAGAUUGAAGGAGAUUUCCUGGCGUGUUCUUUCUCUAUACUUGAGGAACAGCCCAUGGACAUGCUUCUGGGACUGGACAUGCUGAAGCGGCAUCAGUGUUCCAUUGACCUCAAGAAAAAUGUGCUCGUGAUCGGCACCACAGGCUCUCAGACCACCUUCCUUCCCGAGGGAGAGUUACCAGAGUGUGCCCGGUUGGCAUACGGGGCUGGGCGAGAGGACGUGCGGCCGGAGGAGAUUGCAGACCAGGAAUUGGCAGAAGCUCUUCAGAAGUCCGUAGAGGAUGCAGAGCGUCAGAAGCCAUGAUGCAUGUAGUGUGUGUGUACUGCAGCUGGAGUGGGCCCCAGACCAGAGAAAAGCGGUAAAGAAACUACCUCACUGGGAAUGUCAUCAUUACCAACUUCAAAUGGAUUUAACCAUCCAGCCCAUCCUUCAGGACAGAGUCCUGAGAUUGGUAAUCCUAUGAGUCUUGCUCACUCUGUCUCUGCUUCAGUCUGCCCUAUCAAGCCCAGUGACCCCGACAGCAUCGAACCUAAAGCUGUGAAGGCUUUGAAGGCUUCAGCUGAAUUCCAGAUAACCUCUGAAAAGAAAGAACAUCUUCCUCUGCAGGAUCUUUCUGAUAGUGCUUCUUCAGCAGACAGUGCUCCAGCAGACCAGAGUCCAGCCAUGCCUUUGCAGAAUUCCUCUGAAGAAGCCAUUGUUGCCGAUAAUAUGGAGAAAUCUGCUGAAAGAAGCACCCAGGGCCUCAGAUCUCAUCUCCACACAAGACAGCAAGCUAGUGUAUCUGUCACAACUACUAGGGUGCAAGAACCAGCGGGGUUUCUAGGUGAAAAGGGUUGGCAUCCAGAAAAUCAGAACCUGCGUCAGGUGAAUGGCCUUCAGCAGCACAAAGAACCAGGGAAUGAACAGCACGGGGUUGGACAACAGAAUGCUCUAAAUGACCGAGAACAUCUCUGUAACACAGAGGACUUUGAACUUCUUGGAGAAAGGCAACAGAAUCAACAAAGAAGUGUUGAUUUGGAAUCGACAAUGAAAGAAGACAGGCUACAACAGAAUGUGGACCUUCCAGGUACAGAGGAAAAUACUCUACCUUCAGGAUGCUUUGGCUGCUCAAACUCAGAAACACUUAUGGAAGUAGAUACAGUUGAAGAGUCCCUAGUUGCUGUGCUUAAUUCAGCAGAUGGUCAGCAUGCCAGUGUCAAGAACAUCGGUGCAUCUGCUCUCACCUUAGAUAGUCCCUUGAUGGAAGUAGAAACAUCAAAAUGUAACCCUUCGUCUGAAAUUUUGAGUAAUUCAGUUUGCACUCAGGAUUUACAGCUCCCAGACAGUAAUGUUGAAAUGUCUGGAACAAGUAAAGAAGAUGGGGAUUGCUCCCCCUCUUUAAGUCUUUGUGGCAGUUCUCAGCCCUCUGUGGAGUCAGCAGAGGAAUCUUGCUCAUCUUUAACAGCAGCCUUGAAGGAACUCCAUGAACUUCUGGUCAUUAGUAGUAAACCAGCUUCAGAAAAUAUAUCUGGGGAAGUUAUCUGUCAGUCGGAAAUGGUAACUGAGGGCCCAACAGUUAUUAAGGACCUUUCUG
This is a messenger RNA of Odobenus rosmarus divergens (Pacific walrus), 2676 nucleotides long. RefSeq names its product DNA-damage inducible 1 homolog 2 (S. cerevisiae). Gene Ontology annotation, biological process: proteolysis. Gene Ontology annotation, molecular function: aspartic-type endopeptidase activity; protein binding. Lineage: Eukaryota; Metazoa; Chordata; Mammalia; Carnivora; Odobenidae. Bases 207 to 1406 code for a protein of 399 amino acids. The record is from RefSeq and is a predicted model, not a curated record. The transcript has 10 exons.